CGAGUGCAGGUGGCGGUUGUUCACGCAAGUCGGCUUGCGUGGGAGUGAGCGCUGUAGCUGAGAACGUCUGGCUUCUUGCUACAAAGACUAUUGACGUUGGUGGCUUCAGCGGUAGCCCCUUCUUAAGGUAGAGGUAGUUGCUUUCUGUAGAGGUUAUAGGCAUCCUUCCCUAGGACUGCUGUAGGCUCAGCGCCCCUAGCAAGAGACAUGCCACGGGGACGAAAGAGUAGGCGCCGCCGUAACGCAAGGGCCGCAGAAGAGAACCGCAACAAUCGUAAGAUACAGGCCUCAGAAGCCUCAGAAACCCCGAUGGCCGCUUCUGUGGUCCCCAGCACCCCCCAGGACGACCUUAGCGGCCCGGAGGAAGACCCAAGCACUCCAGAGGAGGCCUCCACCACCCCUCAGGAAGCCUCCAGUACUGCUCAAGCGCAAAAGCCCUCGGUAGCCCGGAGCAAUUUUCAAGGCACCAAGAAAAGUCUCCUGAUGUCCAUAUUAGCCCUCAUCUUCAUCAUGGGCAACAGCGCCAAGGAGGCUCUGGUCUGGAAAGUGCUGGGGAAGUUGGGGAUGCAGCCUGGCCGGCAGCACAGCAUCUUUGGCGAUCCAAAGAAGGUCGUCACAGAAGAGUUUGUGCGCAGAGGGUACCUGAUUUACAAGCCGGUGCCCCGUAGCAGUCCCGUAGAGUACGAGUUCUUCUGGGGACCUCGAGCACACGUGGAGUCAAGCAAGCUGAAAGUAAUGCAUUUUGUGGCAAGGGUGCGUAACCGAUGCUCCAAGGACUGGCCAUGUAAUUACGAUUGGGAUUCGGAUGAUGAUGCAGAAGUUGAGGCUAUCCUCAACUCAGGUGCUGCAGGUUACUCCGCCCCUUAGGGAAAUCUGGCACAGACCUUUGGCCCUUGGGUGGUGGUGAGGGGGGUUGUAAAUAGCUUCACAGGUACCCCAAGGAGCAUAUCACCUGGGUUCUCAGUUGACUAUUAUGGGGGAAGAGGGUGCACUGUGUUUGGUAUUUGUGAUCAGUGCUAAUAAUUUGAAGUGUGAAAAAGAGCGUUUGCUUUGGAUAUUGUAAAAUUUUAUUCAUUUUAAUACAAUGUUGAUUAAGGUCACAAUA
Molecule: messenger RNA, 1105 nt
Organism: Molossus molossus (Pallas's mastiff bat)
Lineage: Eukaryota; Metazoa; Chordata; Mammalia; Chiroptera; Molossidae
Gene: MAGEH1
Product: MAGE family member H1
Exons: 1
Coding region: 208-867 (219 amino acids)
Biological process (GO): negative regulation of transcription by RNA polymerase II
Cellular component (GO): nucleus
Source: RefSeq, a predicted model, not a curated record